Gryllus bimaculatus (two-spotted cricket) is the source of this 1179-nucleotide messenger RNA. The record is from the annotation of a GenBank genome assembly. Lineage: Eukaryota; Metazoa; Arthropoda; Insecta; Orthoptera; Gryllidae.
AUGUCAGAAGACAACAUCAAGAAUGAGCCGAAAGUUUUACCUCAGAGGCUUAUGUCAUUCCGAGGUUCACGGGAUCUCUCCUUGGGUUCUGGCAAAAAUUGUGUUGGACUGCCCAAUAGAGAUAAAUCUCGAAAAAAUUUUACCCCAAAUUUGAAUGUUCAGAGAAAAAAGAAUCAAGAAGUUAAUGUUAAAAGUGAGUUUUCAAAAGCCCAUCAAAAUAAAGGCCCCAGAGGAGGCCGAGGAAGAGGACAAGGGAGAGGGAGACACUCAGCUACACUUGUGCAAGCAUCUGGUAGUGUUUUUGCUGAAGGUAUUGCUGUAUCAGGAUCUGUUUCUAGAAGAGCAAAAUAUGAUACAGAUAAAGUUAAAGAUGAAGUUUUACAAAUACCAAAAUUAAAUCUAAAAUUAAACUGCAAGGUAGAUAAAGAGGAAGAAGAGAGAAAAUUAAAAGAAUUGCUUAGAGAUGAUUUUGUUGAUGACAGUGACCUUGCACCAGACACUGCAUUUGCACCAAUAUCAAUACCAUUGAAUAAUUACAUUAAGGCUGAACAGGAAAGUAAUUUUAAGCUAGAAUUCAAACCAAAAGUAAAAGAAGAGAAGGAAAUGAUAAUUGAUGGUGUUAAAAUCAAACAAGAAAUAGUGGAGAAAGAUGAAGAUGAAGUUGAAACAAGUCUGAAAAUAGACCCUACUUGUAUCAAAAAGGAACCACAAAAUUCACAGAAGUACGAGAACAUGUUUCUUAACAUUACAUCAACAAGCACUGAAAAACGGUUAAUUUUAAUUCAGUUUCCAGACAGAUUGCCUGCACUUUCUGUGGAUUCUUCUGAGGACAUAGAAAGACCGAAUUCUUCGAAUGUGAAACCAAAACCUGGACAACCAGUUGCUAAUUCAGAGGGAGUUAGUGAAAAAAAUAAGUACUGUCGCUUGAGUGAUUUGGCACCAGGACACAUUGGUCAUUUGCAAAUACGAAGAUCAGGCAAAAUUGAACUUGUUAUGGGAAAGUGUGUUUUAAAUGUUUCUUCUGGAACUAAUGUGAGUUUUCAGCAAGAUCUAAUAGCUGUUCAAUUGCAUUCAGGUAACCAAUGUACUGGAGAAACUGUUGAUCUGGGACCAGUAGUACCUCGUCUUAUUUGUACACCAGACUGGAAUACACUUUUGAAGAGUGGUGGAAAUUUGUAA